Messenger RNA from Syzygium oleosum, 3365 nucleotides. RefSeq names its product probable disease resistance protein RPP1. Lineage: Eukaryota; Viridiplantae; Streptophyta; Magnoliopsida; Myrtales; Myrtaceae. The record is from RefSeq and is a predicted model, not a curated record. Gene Ontology annotation, molecular function: protein binding. The transcript has 6 exons. The coding region runs from base 1808 to 3253 and encodes 481 amino acids.
UAUGUCCAUCGUAGAUUAAUUGUGACAACUAAAUAAAUUAUAAGUAUUCGAACGAUGAAAGAGUUAAAUUAUUUGAUUCAAUUUCAUUGAUAUAAAUUAUAUCUGUAAAAAUUUAGGAAACGGCAAAUAAUAUGUAUUAGGGCCAAUUAUAAGUAUCUGAAUGUACUGUGGUGCUCCUGUGAUUUAGGAAUCCAAUUUUUGAUAUUUUUUUCUCCAUUUUGAUUUUGAAGAUACCCGUCCCUUUGCUCUACUAGUUAUUUCUAUCUCUUUUCGUUCUUGUUUCCUCUUAAUAGAUAAGAUAGCAAAAUACCCUUAAAAAUAUUUUCAGGAAAAUCUUACCGUUUUUUAAGGUUUUAUCACAUUCACCUUGCUCAUUUCUUAUAACAAAAAUUUCUAUCCGCUGUUAGUUGUUUUAUUAUUUAUAUUUUUUGAGACAAUGCCUCUUUUGUGUCAGAAACCACUAGACUAACUUGACUAUUUAAAAAAGAAAAAGAAAACUUGACUAAUGAGAGGAAAUGUCGUGCUUUUUAUUAUAUUCAUACCUUUGUAUUCUUUCUAUAUGAUUUUCAGCACGAAGCUAAUUUUUUCAACUAUGUUUCUCUUUUACUUAAAUUAUUGAUGUUCAUGUCAUUUUAUCAUUAUAUAUUUGUCCAUCUUGAUGCCUCAUAGGCUUAUGACUGAUCAAUGGCAAGGAAUUAACCCUAGCAAUUAACCAAGAGAUGUUGGGCAAAGGAAAUAGCUUUUUAUUCUUGGUAUAAUUUGAAAUAGUUUGUUCCUAUGAUUCGAUUUCACACUCUUUUGUUGAUCCAGUAACUUCUUAACAUUAGCAAAAAGAGCACAUCAUACGGGUCUUUGGAAAAAUGAAAAAAAGUUCAAUCUGUUUUGAAUAGACAAAAAUGUUGAAAGAUGAUAAUUAGUGUAGGAAAAAAAUAUCAAAUGAUUGUAAGAUGGAAAGAUUUUGAUUUAACUUUGGAAAAUGAAAAACUUGCGGGACUAAUUUCCAAUUGUCCUGACUAUUUAAAAUAUAAUUCUAUCUAUUUUGUUAUAUCUAUUUCUUUAACUCAUUUUGGUGAAAUAUCUGUGAAUUGUGUGUAAAAUUUUGACGAAAGUUUGAGGUUUGAAAUUCCCUUUUCAUGUAGUAGACUUUCUAAUGUAAUAUACCAUAUAGAUUGACGUGCGAGCAAAAAUUAUGAAAGAUGGCGUGGGGUGAUGAUGACAACAAUUUAGUGACUUUCCCUACGAACAAACUUAAGAGAAAUUAUAAUAGUUGCGGGUUUUUCACUAUUCAAUAUUUAAAGUAGAGAUAACGACAAACGAGUUGAACCGUAAAAGUGAAUCAAACCAACCAAAAAAAAAAAAUCCUAAGCGAUUAAACUUUUGGGAGUUAUUAAAAUCAAUCAAAGUCAUAUGAAAAUUUACAAGUAAACAUUUGUACUUUGCAAAAUGGUGUCGCAUAUUUCAUCAUAAAAAAAAGUCAAAGUGCAUGCGCUACAAAAUUUGAAAAAAAAUAAAAAGAUAAAACAUUGAGGUGCAUUUGCCUUAGUUGUUUUAAAGCAAUUUACUAUUUUUUCUUUAUUUUCACAAAUUUCGAAAGAUCGUAAAAAAAAAAAUUAAAUGUGAGUUCAUGUGUCCAUAUUUAUACGCGGGAAGGAUAAAAAGAUAACAAAAUCGGUGCAAAUCCAAUUUUUUUUUUUUAAAAAGCAAAAACAAAAAGUUAAAAGUUGAAUGCCUUCCCCCAUAUCCAGACGUCCUCAGAUGAACCAAUUGAAAAAACUUGCAGAGCCCCUGGUUCCCGUUCGGUGACUGGAUGAGGGCAGCUUCAAGCGGAGGCUCUUCUAACGAACUCCUUUCUGAAGUAAGAUGGCUUAGCUGGGAGUUCGGGGAAGACGAUCCGCCUCUUCCGACGACCGGUUUGCAUCUACCGAACUUAUCGGUGCUGGAAUUAUCAGGGAGCAAGAUCACAGAGGAUUGGGAAGGAUGGAGGAGUACAUUCAUGACGGCAAAGCGGCUACUAGUUCUCGACCUUAUAGAGUGCAAAGGUUUAAGAUGUAAUCCUGAUCUGUCGGCUUUCACGCAGUUGAAGGUUCUCAGCUUGCACAGUUGUGAGGGACUGGAGCAUCUCCACCCUUCUAUUGGCAAACUCAAGAGCCUCGUUUCCUUGGAGUUGAUAGCAUGUUUAAGUCUCAAGGAGCUACCAGAGGAAGUGGGCGAAUUAAAAGAUUUAGAAGUACUUGUAUUAGGUGUUUCUGGUUUUACAGAGAUCCCUAUGUUUAUUGGUUCUCUGAGAAAGCUAAAGAAACUGAGUGCCUACUUUUCUGAUUAUUGUAAGUCACUGAGAAAAAUCCCUCGCUCAAUUGGGGAUUUACAGAAUUUGCAACACCUAGACUUGAGUUAUUGUGAGUCACUGAGAGAAAUCCCUAGCUCAAUUGGGGAUUUACAGAAUUUGCAACACCUGAAAUUGAGUGGGUCUGAGAUUGAAAGGCUUCCCAGUGCUAUUGGGGAUCUUUCUUCUCUCCAGGGCCUUUACCUAUAUGGCUGUGACAAGCUCCGGUCGCUACCACAGCUUUCUAGCCUAAUCCACAUAAAAGAAUUCCAUCUUCGGAAAUGCCAUCUACUUGAAGACGUCCCCGAGCUUCCCUCAAGACUCUUGAAACUUUGCAUUGAAGAGUGUGGUAAGCUGAUAUUGCUUAAGCUCGACGGAUUGAAGAACUUGCAAGAGUUUUCAAUAAAAAAGUGCAGUUCAAUCAAAAGACUGGACCUUUCACAGUUAAGUGGUCUGAAACAAUUAUGCGCUGCGAAUUGCAAUAAGCUAGUUGAAAUUCAAGGUCUUGACAGUGCGAAGUUCUUAGAAAAGCUGGAUUUUAGAGGAUGCAAAUCAAUGGAGAUGUUGCCAAAUUUGACGGGAUGUGAGAAGUUACGAUCUCUAAAUGUUCGACAUUGCAAGAAACUUACUCAGCUUCGGGGACUUGAAAAGUUGGAUUUAAUUGAUUUGGAUAUCUCUAGUUGUGACUCAUUGGAACCAAUACCAAAAUUAUUUGGAAAACACGUCUUUACGAAGUUUCAGGAACAGGCAAUGCGUGCCAACAGUGAGACAACUCAUGUUUUUUUAACAGAGAGCUGUUUGAUGUGGUUGCAUUCUAAUGAUAUCACUCCUGAACUCGAUGAGGCUCUGCAGAGAGAGAUUCAAGCUGCAUUUCAUGGAACUCGGAGAAAGUCCCCAAACACCACGGGAUGGAGAUACGGGCAGGAAUGAGCUGUGUCAUUAUGGAAAGGCAUUUCGAAGUUCUUUACUAUUGGCUUUUAUCAUGUGCUCCGUGUUGUUAAUACUCUUCAAAUAGUUCGUGAUAUAAAGCGACCUCUUCUCA